Messenger RNA from Pecten maximus, 9972 nucleotides. RefSeq names its product centriolin-like. NCBI's taxonomy places the organism in Eukaryota, Metazoa, Mollusca, Bivalvia, Pectinida, Pectinidae. The transcript is spliced from 55 exons. Gene Ontology annotation, molecular function: protein binding. The coding region runs from base 119 to 8260 and encodes 2713 amino acids. The record is from RefSeq and is a predicted model, not a curated record. Gene Ontology annotation, cellular component: cytoskeleton.
UUAAAACUCCGCAGUAACUGGCAUGGCGCGUAAUCAAUGACAACACUGGCGGAGUAGGUUUCUUCUAGAGCAGUUAUAAGUGGAUUGUAACAUGGAACAAGGUGGCUAAGAAAGGUCGAUGUCCACCAUGAGGAAAUCUACACCAAAGGGAGGUCACUCCAACCUCCCGGUGCCUAAGCCUUCAACAGGCACACCAGGCAACAGUAAGUCACUACUCAGGGGAAGUAACUUUGCUCACUCCGCAGAAGAUAUCCCACGCCGGGUACAAUACAGCCUAAGAAACAACACUCCGUCACCAACGCGCCGGACGGGGUCCCCUGGCAAUGAAGGACGUAGUCGGCUAGCUGUGCCAGUUAGAGAUCACAGUCCACAGUCUGGAGUCCGGUACAUCACAGAAGACCUUAUCAGGAAGAUUGCCAAGGAGGAAAGCCUAGAAAUGAUUACUACUCUCAAUCUCACUUUGUCCAAAGAAAAUGGCAAGAAAAUAAAGUACAUAGAAAACCUUGACAGAUGUAAGAAGCUGGCGGUCCUGAAUCUGAGCUGUAACAUGAUAGAGAAAGUAGAGAAAUUGGAGAAGCUGAUUAAACUCAGGGAGCUUAAUUUAGCCUACAACAAUAUCACAAAGAUUGAAGGACUGGAAAAUCUGGCAAAUUUACAGAUGCUGAACCUGACAGGGAACAAUAUUGAACACAUACCUAUCUGGCUGGGCAAGCGACUGAAAGCACUACGGAUACUUCAUCUGGGCAAGAAUAACCUCCAGUCGAUGAGUGAAUUGGCUAAACUGAAGCCAUUACCUGACCUGUUGGAGCUAACAGUGGCUGAGAAUCCCCUGUGUCAGAUUCCUCAUUGUCGCCUCUACCUCAUCUUCCACCUGCGUACACUACAGGUCCUCGAUAGUCAGCCAGUCACAGAGGAGGAACGCAGACAUGCCCGUGACAGGUUUGAGCAAGAUGAGAUUGAGCGACUAGAACGCUUGCUUGAGACAGAAGAGGCUCGAAACAGGAAGCUGGAAGAAGAACAUAAUCGCUCUGCACAGGAGUCGUCCUUUACCAAGGCAGCUGAAGAGGAGAGAAAACGUCAGCAGAAAAUAACAGCUGAUCGCCUUAAUGAAAUGGAACGAGAACUGGACACCAAGAACGAUUUGCUGAAGAAAAAAACAUCUGAGUUAAACAAAGCAUGUGAGAAGCAUUACCAGCUAGAACAGGAACUAGCCUUCCAUAACAUUGACUCCAAGUUUGAUAGUUUGGGAACUAGCCCACAGCGCAAUCAGCAUGAUGAGAGUGGAGGGCUAGAUGAGAGCCCUUACAUAGGGCGUGCCAGGUACAAGGCCAAUCAGUAUUCCCGUGAGAACUCCAUUGGUGUUUCCCCACCCCAGCAGGCUCGCUACCACAACGUGUCAUCUGCCAGUCCACAAAAAGCUGAGAUCAUGGAUAAGAUCCACGUACAAUUGGACAAUGCCCUGGUGGAAAAACAGGACAAGGUCUCCAAAAAUGUACAAGAAGCGGAGGACCGCCUGAAACGUCUCACUGAUGACUUAAUGGGCACGGAGAGGAAGCUGCUUCAGGCAACAAAAGACCUCAAGCGUAUGGGUGACAUCACAGAGAAGGAUGAUGUCAAGGUGCAGCUCCGCCAGAGAAUGGCCAAGAAAAUGCAACUGGUAAACGAUCUGAAGGAUAGUGCCACCCAGAUAGAGGAUGAAAUCGAGAAGACAGUAAAAAGUAUGCAUGACAGUAAGGUGGACGUAGCCAGACUCAAAGGUCAGCUUGACCGAGUGGACACUAAGGAUCCAAAAUAUAGGAAAAUGUAUGCAGAGAUGGUGGACAAGGAACAGCAGAUCAGUGAGAGUAACCAGAUGUAUGGACAGUUACAACAGCAACUAGAAGUGAUGUUAGACACCAUCGCCAAGGAAACCGCUGACAUCAAGAAACUAGAACAGCAGCUCAACGAUGACCAAAUAGAUGCCAAUGAGUCGCUGCGUACAGAACUGGACGAGAUUGUAGGUGGUCUCCAAGGUUACCUGUCUAAUGUCAAGCAGCAAGGCCUCCGUCGACAGCGGGAUUUCGACUCUGUUUUGGGAGAGAAGACACGACUUGAACAAAAAGUGUCUCAGCUAGAACAAGAACUAGGUGUUCUGGAUGCGGAGGCUGGGAACUACAAAGCUAUGGAAAAGCGAUUAAUGGAGAUGGAACAGAACAUGAGUGACACCCAGAACCUUAACAAAACGUUGGAGGACCAGCUACAUAGAACUCGUACCAAGGACGCAGAGUACCAGGACCAGAUGGAAAACACUUCAGCUGAACUAGUAGACCUGAAGCGUGUACUGAAGGAAGCUGGCAGGAAGGCACAGUAUGACAAACAGGCAAUUGAGUCACAAUUGAAGAUAGAAAAGGACCGGGCUACAAAAGCACUACAGCAGGCAAACAUGGCAUCAGCAGUGGAUGAGGAAAACCGUCGAUUACAACACCAGCUGGAGGCCAUCAAGGCACAGAAUCUCUCGUAUAAGGAACAGCUGGAAGGUGAAAGACAAUCUCGACUUCGGGAAACUCUGCCCCAUCAUGAGAUCAGGAAACGGCUAAAAGAUUUGUCACAGUGUGUAAAAACAGGAAAGACAAAUGUUGAGCCUACCGAUGACCGAGAUUACCUGGGUAAAACCUUCAAAGAUCUUCAGCAUUUUAUGUCUGACAAAGUCAACAAGAGUUUCAGGGAUGCUGAUGAUGCUAAGAAGAAGACAAACCAAGCUGAUGCAGAGAUACAAGCAUUAAGAGAUGGUCUUACAAAGGCUGAAAACAAACUCGUGAAACGUGACGACAAAAACAAAGACAAGGAGAAUAAGCUCCAAGCAGAGAGGAAGGCCAAUGAGGAUGAGAUGAAGAGAAUGCAAAAUGAGAUUCAGAGGCUGAAAGCCAAGCUCAAGGAGACAAUGGAAAGGGCAGCUCAAGGUCGUCCGGUCACUAAGAUUGUGUACCGCCCCGAGUCCGAGUCUGACAGAAGCUCGAUGAACUCCGAGGAGAAAGCAUUGUUCGAUGAGUUACAAAGAGAACUACUUGAACUUCGACGUAACAUGAGGAACAAGGAAGAAGAAAAUGCUCGCAAGUUGAUUGACAUGGAGUCUGAGGCAGUCAUGAUGGAACAGGCACUAAGGGACCAGGAAAAGGAGUAUGAGAAAGAACUGGCUUUUACUCGGGAUGAACUAGAAGAUCAGAAGGAAAAACAGGAAGCUCGCAUGCAGGUCAUAGGUCAGGACUUGGAACAGGCACAGGUUGUAGCAAACCAACUGAAACAGUGUUUAGAUGAGAGGGAUAAACAGCUAUCUAGUGAAGUACAGAACACUGAUAUGUCUAAUCACAUGAUGACUGGUUUCCAAGCCAAGUCAGCGGCCCAGGAAGAUGAGCUGGCACGCCUGUAUGAGAUACUGGAUGCCCAGAGGGACGAGAUCGAGCACCUGAAUGGCAUGUUGGACCAGUUGUACAGCAGCCCACGAGGACCAAUCAAUCCUGGUUUCGAUGAUGGUCUCUGGAAGUUACGUCAGGAAGUCAAUCGGCUUAAGGAAACUCUUGCCAUGCAGUCUGCCUACAUACAGACAAUGCCCAACACCUUAAGUUCGGCUGGUACUCAGGCUCAGACGGACAUCCAACCAGAUCCAGGUUUUACCCCGAACGUUUACCCUGGCCAGACGGCUGCUCCAGUGCCUCGACUUAACCUUGGUACACAGCCAGGAGUACCAGUCUCUGUGAUGCCAGCUUCUCCACAGAGACCAAACUUGGGAGCAGCUUACUCCCGACCCACAGCCUACAUGCCUGCUGGAGCAGCCCCGGGGGGACAUUCAGCCUACAUGCCUGCUGGAGCAGCCCCGGGGGGACAUUCAGCCUGCAUGCCUGCAUCAGGAGCAGCCCCAGGAGCACAUUCUGGCUAUGCAAGCGACCCUCAACAGCAGCCACGAUUAUCGUCUGCGAGAGAUAGCAGCCACCGACCCCGGUCAGAAGAUGCCCGAUCUGGCCACAGGUCUCGCAGAGAUAGAGGUGAUGAUGACAGAAUGAGCCAAAGGAGCCAUAGAAGUCAGCGUAGUCAUGGCAGCAGUAAGGGCCGCAGUGGCCGCCAUCACGACAAGGAUCGACGCCGACAGCAUACGUCUUCCACAGCCCCCAAAACAGCAUUUGAACCUGUGCAGCGCCCCCAGGUGUAUCGUCCAGUACAGGGAGGAAAUGCAGCCCCCAACAUGCCAAAUAGCGCCCCUGGCGGUGUUCCCAGUGGUGUUCCCGGUGGUGUUCCCGGCGGAGCACCAAUGCCAGGAACACCAGGCCAGUAUUUCCCAGCUGGAGGUGGAGUCCCUGUAGGUGCCCCAAUGUUAGGGAUCCCUGGCCAGAAUAUGGCAGGUCAGUCUAAUCCUGGUGGUGUCCCAAUAAUGGAUGGAUAUCAGGCUCCGUACCCAGGGCGAGGUGUACAGCUUGGUCCAGGAGGUACUUCUUGGGGGAUGCAACCAUCAGGACAGCGUCAUAUACGGGGGCUAACUUCAGAUCCGAUGCCCCAGACGGGAGGAGCUGGGACUCAGACACCUGGGUACACCUCAACUCAGACUAGUGGUGCCCCUUCUGUAGCCAUGGCCCCGCCAUAUAAUGUAGGAGCACAAACUUAUAUACCUGUUGCAGCCACACCAGCACAAAAUGUACCCUACAAUAGUGGCAGGGUGUUCUUACCUGCUUAUUCGACUUCCACAGAUCGCCCUGGCGGCCGGAUAUACUAUCCCCAGGGUGGAAGAAUUCCUACAGGUGGUUCUGGGGGCGGGGGUGCACCCCCUCCACCACCCCCUCCUCCUCCACCGGUGCAGUUUAUACCAGGGUCCCCAGGGCCGAGAGUGACUUUCCUCCCAGUGACUCCCAUGGCCACAGGAACACCUGUCAAACAUUCGAGAGUAAAUGCUUCACUCAGUGCUCCACCAAGUCCAAUAUUGGCAGGGGCCCUGGCAAUGGAUAGCUCCGGUCAGCCCCGAGGGAUCCUCAAGGGAGGCGUUGGAGGAGACGAUGAUAGCUACUUGUUCUGUAAUGUACCCGAGCAUCACGAUCUGGAGGACUACAUAGCAGAGCUCCAGGAAAAGUUAAAGCGUCUGAAGCAUCGUAUUCUUAGAGAACAGGAGGAAUCGAAGGCCGGUGAGGAUCAUCGGUUAAUAAAGAGACUCCAGAACGAGUUGGAAGACCGACGGGAUGAGCUGGAAGGACUUGACCUUGCCAUCGACAAACAGAAGAAGUCACUAAAGAACUUGCGCAAGGAAGAGAGACAACUUGAACAGGGCAAGCAUGAAGCCAAGGAUGAACUGGACUUCCUCAAGGCAUACCGACUCAAGUCUAACAAGAAAAAGAAAAUGUGGAAGAAUGCCAUGGAUGACCUAGACAGUUCGGACGACUCUCUGGAGGAGUACAUGGUCAAGAGUCGGCAGCGCUUUGUCAGAAAUGAAGUAGAAGGAAUAGAGAAAACUCUGUCUAAAAGACGUAGUCAGCUACGUGAUGCUGACACACUCCUUAAACAGUGUAACAAUGAUCUGAAAGGGGCUAGGGAUCAGGCAAGAGAAACUAUUGACCAGUAUGACUCUGCUAACCACAACCUCAAGUCUACGAUAAAGGAAACGUCUGAAUUAGAACGACGAGCCAAUCAGGCAGGAGUUGAACUUCUUAAGGCAGCAGAUCAACUCAGCUCUUUGAGAUCAGAGGUGAAGGAUAUGGAGAGAAAACGGGGCAAGCAGGAACGAUUACUUCGGGAUGUAAAUCAGGUGCUAACUAAGAGAGAUAUGGAGUUUAAAGACUUGGACUCUCGCAGCAAGGUUGCCUCCCAGAAUCUUUCCCGGGUACAGUCAGAACUUAUGUCUACAGAACAGCAGGAAAAACAAACACUUUCCUCACUUCGAGAUGCAGAAGAUAUAUUAAAUAAACGACGUGCAGAAAUUGCCCGGAUGCGCGAUCAGCAUAAAGAAAAGAUCGAGGUACAGAGGCGUGACCUUGAGAAAGUCGAUCAGAUGAUGGGUAAGAAACGGACAGAGUUGCAGCUUCUACAGGACACUGCUGAACGCAAAGGGAACGAACUAAAUCAGGUCCUUCGUGAUGCUGAGGGAGAAAUAAACCUCAAACAGCGAGAGCUAAAGGAAUGUAGAGAACAAUUGCGAGAUCUAGAGAUUACCAAAAGUGACCUGGUGACUGCAAUCAAAAGUAAGAGGGGAGAACUCUCCAAAGUAAAGGAGGAAGUGGAAACAGAGGACGAAGUGUUACAAAAACUCAUUGGUUCUGUGAAUAAACACAAAACAGAACUCAAACAUGCGUACGAUAUGCAGAAAUUGGAGCAAACCAAUCUUAAUAGUGUUAAAAGUACCCAUGCACAAAAAGUGGCAGAACUGGAGAAAACGCAGCGGGAACUUCUAGCUGAAAAGGCAGAACUAGAACAACUAACGUCAGAAAUCAACCGUAAAGCCUCAGAACUAGAACGUUUCCGCCAGGCUUUAGAUCGCGACCGACAGGACACCGAGCGCCUCAGUCUGGACAAACGAUCUCUGGAGGACCGCAUAGCGGCCAUGACUCGUGAGAAGGACAUGCUGGACGAUAACUGUAAAUCACUAGACAACAAAAUUAAUCAAAUGAAAAGAACACAUAACAUUAUAGAGGAAAAAAUGGACACCUCUGCCAAACGGCUGGAGUCAUUAGAGAUAGAACUACGGCAAAGAGAGAAAGAAAUGGACGAGGCGAAUCAUCAGAGAACUGCUCUACAGAAGGAAAUACACUCCCUCAAACAAACUGCUAAAGAAACAAAAUCCGAACUGAAAGCACUGAAAGAACAUGUGAGAGAAGCAGAUGAUCAAUCGAGGCAUUUAGAACAGGAACUCCGUGAAGUUACUCACCAGCGAGAUGAAUCUAAGCUAGAGAUGGAAUGUAUGAAUGAAGCGAUCCGUACAAGUCGACAUUCAUACGAGGACUACAUAAGACAGGAAAAACAGAAACACGAGGAGCUUCAGGACCUUCUUAAAUCUGUGGCCGAGAAAGAGUUUGAAUACCAGGAAGCACGCAUGGCUCUCAGCAAAGUAAGAAAAGAGGUUGAGAGGGAGGAGAGUAAGCUGAACAAGCUGGUCAGUAAUGCUAACCUUGAACUGGACAGUAUCAGGAAUGACCUACAUGAUAAACAGUUAGAGUUAGAGCAGGCCACUCACUCUAUGGAAAACUUCAAGAGAGAAACUGAGCAGCUUCAAGCUAAUGAAGAGAAAUUUCAUGAAAUGGAUAAAAUUAUUAAAGAUCUAGAGAGAGAAGUAGCCAAUCGAAAUGAGGAGAAGAGUGAGUUAGCUAAGGCUUUAUCUCGGUCCUAUGAAGAGCUGCAGAAACUACGCACAGAAGCUGCUCAAGAUCAAACAAAGACAACGAGAGAACGUCUUCAGAUGGAAAAUGCUCUGCAUGAUAUGCAGGUUCAGUUAGAAUUAGCAAAACAGGAGAUGAAACAUAUGCAGAAGAGAACAGAGUCACAGGUGUCAGAACUCCAGAACAUCGCUGAGGUCCAGUUCAACAAGGCAAACAGACUAGACAGUGAGAUUGCUAGAAUCCGCAAGGACAACAAGGAGAUGAGGAAGCAGCUACUAACCCAAAAUGAAAUCCUAGAAACUGAGAACAUGAUAGAGGAGAAACUGCGAGAACUUGAUUUUAACUGUGAGGAAGAGAGUCAAGGUCCUGAAAACUCUUGUCAGAAUGGGAAGUCUUCUGCAGAUGAGAAACAUGUAGUGGACCAUGAUCAGAGUGAAAAAUUAGAACGUCACCUCGAUUCCCUCCAGGAGAACCUUCCCAAACCAUCUGAGCUGAUGCUGGAGAACAAAGAAAAUGUUAUUGAUGCCAUACAGGAUGACAAUAGAAAGGAGGACUUAAGAGAGAAGUUGACACAGGAACAGGAUUUCCUCAGACUCCAGCUUCAGGAUCAGAUGCAGCGACAUGCUGACAACAUGGAGACUGCACGUCUACAGUCAGAAGGAACAAUAGAAAGUCUUCGCAAGAAACUCAACACACUCCAAGAAGUAUUAGUCAGCACUGGAGAGUCUGGGUUUAAGCCAUACCGUCAGCACACUCGAGCACGGUCAAGUUCGCCUGGUCAGUCUAUACUGGACACAUCAUUCCGCAAGGAUCGUUCACCCAGUCCGAACUUUUCAAGACGAAGCUACUUAUCUCAGCGACCAAGGUCAAGGUCACGGUCAGAAGAACGCUCAAUUAGCCCAUCAAUUGCCGAGAGAGAAUUUUUAACAGCAUAGUCGAAGAGAUUCUAUGAAAAAGAAGGAUUUGAAGAUGCUCCCAAAGUAUUCUGGUGCUGAAUUAUUAGAAAAAAAUUAGCAACAUUUUAAACUGCAUCAAGGAUUAUCAUCCUUCAAUUACCAUUAAAUUUCAAAAUCAUGUUGAGACCAGCAAUUCAUAUAGAUAAGAAUGAUAGCAAUAUAUACAUAGAGAAUAUUAGUCAUGUGGCCGAUGCAUUGCAUAUUUUACAUUUAUUUUCUCUCUCAUUUUGGAAGGUUUUUUUUAUUAGUUUUUAAAAAAAAAAUGAAAGUGAUAAAUAACAUAAAGCCAACUCAUUUUAUUCUGAGUGUGGUGUUUUUAAAUUUUAUAUACCGUAUGUGAAAACCAAAGUUAUGAAAACUAUUUUCUGGUAUAAGGAUAUUUUUUGGAGAAGAUUGUUUGUAUUUUGAAUAACAUAGGGUCUGGAAACAGGGUGUUUGAUGUGUUUUUGAUAUUAUACUAUAUUUGAGGGUUUCAAUGUUGAUUGAGCUGAAGUUAGUGGGGAAAAACAUUUUUACUUAGUGAUAAAUAAAAAGUAAAAUACUUUCUGUACUAUAUUUCACUUCAAACAGCGAAUUUUCAAGGUAUUUUUUAAUUAUCUUUGAGGUCCUAACUCUGAGCAGUGAAAUGUUUUUUAACGUUGUAUAGUUUGUUGUAACGUGCCAGCCUCGCAUAUCUGUGAUAUUGUAGAUUCCAAAUAGAUCAAAAUUAGCUUUUUGUUUCCCUGUAUGUUAAGUUGAAGGAUUAUUUAUUUAGUUAUGUGAAACAUUUAGUGCAAAGAUAACCAAUCAUAACUGUGAUAUCAUGAAUGUGAUUUUACAAAAUUUGACAAUUUACACGGCCGUCCAUAUCUUUUACUCACGUAUCUUAUUUAUUGUCGAAACAUUGAAAUGGAAACUCAUUUAUUAUUGUCAUAUUUCAUUGAUGAAUUAGAAAAUAUUUAUCAUUUAAGAUAUUAUAUGCAGGGAAGAAAUGGUUAUUCCACUUAUUAUAUUACAGAAACAAAGAUUUUUGGAGGUUAAAUGAUUUUUUGACUGUUUUAAAAUGAAGUUAAUUUACAAUGGUUUAGAUUCUUUACAGUGUUAUAUUGUAAAGUGAGCUUUCAAAAUUAUUAUAAUCACAGGGUUUUUGAAAUUAGAAAACUUGUAACCUAUUUUUGUGAAAUAAAAUUCCAUAAAUGUGUUAAUUUAUUGACCUGUAUUGAAUUGGAAUCUUUGAUCCAUAGGAUCAAUGAAUUAGUGUUUUGGACAGUAAAUGUAUUGUAAAACAAAACAAUGAUGAUAAAACAUUUAAUGUUGAUUUUCACAGGGUUUUUAUAACAGAUUUGAUAAUGUUGGAAUCUGAUUGUAUCUAGUAUUAUACUGUGAUGUUACCAGCUGAUAGCUCUGACUUUGCUGUUGUUGUUACCUACAGCUCGGACAACCAAUAACAUGCUGGUUUACAAUAUAGGUAAUGUUACUACAAUAAGGUAUACACUAUGAUUACUGUGUGGUAGUAUCUCACUAUAUUACAUGUAAUUCAGUAUUUACAUUCCAGUUUUGAGAAAAAAUAUUUUAGAAUUUUACUCAUACAGGGAACAAUUGUAUAUUAUGUAUAAGUUAUUGAACCAUACAAUAUUUGUAAGUAAAGAAUAUUUAUACACAUAAGUGCUCUGUUUAUUGUACAGAGAGGAAAUUAAAAUAUUCGUAAUAUU